Alnus glutinosa is the source of this 2669-nucleotide messenger RNA. RefSeq names its product probable DEAD-box ATP-dependent RNA helicase 48. Bases 92 to 2551 code for a protein of 819 amino acids. Lineage: Eukaryota; Viridiplantae; Streptophyta; Magnoliopsida; Fagales; Betulaceae. The transcript has 10 exons. Gene Ontology annotation, molecular function: ATP binding; nucleic acid binding; RNA helicase activity. The record is from RefSeq and is a predicted model, not a curated record.
CCAUCAUCUUCCUCCUUAAACCCUGACACUUCUCUCUCUCUCUCUGUUCAAACCCCACUUCUCCAAUCACUCAUAUUUCAACCAAAACCAAAUGUACUCUUCGAUCCUUCUGGAGCGUCAUAGAACCUUCUCGAAGCUCCUCUGCGCUCUCAUCUUCACGCGCCCCAUGGGCGGGGGGCCACGCACCUUCCCCGGCGGCGUAAACAAGUGGCAAUGGAAGCGCAUGCACGAGAAGCGAGCCAGAGAGAAACAGAAUCGGCUUCUCGAGCAGGAAAAGCAGAUCUACCAGGCUCGAAUCCGCUCCGAAAUCCGUGUCAAACUCGCUGGAAAAACCGACCCGAAUCCGACCACUGACCCGUCCACCAGUCAUGGCCCGAUGAGCACCAGUGACCACAUUACAGCCCUAGCCAACCGCUUCAUGAAAGAAGGAGCCGAAGAUCUGUGGAACGAGGACGACGGUCCGUUGAAGUCCCUUCCACCGCGCGGACCAGACCAGCGGUCGGGGUUCACCGGGUCGAACGGACGGAGGGGAUCGAUUGGGUCGCCGAUCGAUUUGAGGAGGCUGGUCUCGGAAGGGCGGGAAAAUUCGAAUUUGACAAACCUCAAUGGCAAUUCCGUAAGGAACUACUCCGUGCAGAGGUGGAGGCGGUUUCGGCGAAACGGUAGCUCAGACAGCUCCGACGACGACUCGGAUUACCGUCCGGUAGUGAGCGAGCCGGCCAGGCCCUUUGCGAGGAAUUUGGCGGGCAAUCGGAGAGAUACGAAUUCGAAAAAUGCAAAAUUCUGUAGGGAUGAUAAGAGUUCUGGGACCGAUGAUUCGGGUUUCAUGGGAGAGUCAGAGAGGUAUUUCGCUGGAAAUUCGAGUUUGAGGUGGCCGAGGCUGAGUGUGGAUGGAGAGGAGGGAGUGAAGGAUGAGAAUGAGGGAGUGAGAGGUGGGAGGGAAGUGAGGAAGGUGGUGGGGAGUAGUGCUUCUCUGGGGAAGUAUGAUGUGAAGAUAACGAAGAGGGUGCCGCUGAGGUCGUUGGAGGAGGAGUGUGAUUUUUCAGGGGAUGUGGAGUUGAUAAGGCAUGAGCUUAGCAAGAGAAGGAGUUUGGUUGAGAAUGGGAGGCAGAAGGGUGAGGAAUCGGUUCUUAGUCAGAAAAGAUUUGAUGAGUGUGGCAUAUCUCCAUUGACAGUCAAGGCACUUUCCGCUGCUGGGUAUGUUCAAAUGACACGGGUACAGGAGGCUACUCUAUCUGUUUGCCUUGAGGGCAAGGAUGCUUUGGCGAAAGCUAAAACUGGUACAGGCAAAACUGCAGCCUUUUUGCUUCCUACUAUUGAAGCAGUUCUAAAGGCUACAAGUGAAAAUACUGUUCAACGGGUGCCUCCAAUUUAUGCUCUUGUUCUCUGCCCAACAAGGGAACUUGCGAGUCAGAUUGCUGCAGAAGCAAAGGUUAUGCUAAAGUACCAUGAUGGCAUAGGUGUGCAGACGCUAGUUGGAGGUACACGUUUCAAAGAUGACCAGAAACGACUAGAAUCAGAUCCAUGCCAGAUAAUAGUUGCAACUCCUGGUAGGUUGCUGGACCAUAUUGAAAAUAGGUCUGGCUUGUCUGUCCGUUUGAUGGGAUUGAAGAUGCUCGUCCUUGAUGAAGCCGAUCACUUGCUAGACUUGGGAUUUCGGAAGGACAUGGAGAAGAUUGUUGAUUGUUUGCCCCGUCAAAGACAGUCCCUGCUGUUUUCUGCAACCAUCCCGAAAGAGGUUCGCCGAAUAUCUCAACUUGUUUUGAAAAGAGAACAUGCUUUUAUUGACACAGUGGGUCUGGGUUGUGUAGAAACUCCUACUCAGGUUCAGCAGUCUUGUCUUGUUGCUUCGCAUGAAUUACAUUCUCAAAUAGUGUAUCAUCUUUUGAAGGAACAUAUCUCGCAUUCACCUGACUACAAGGUUGUUGUCUUUUGUACAACUGGGAUGGUAACGUCACUUAUGUAUCUAAUUCUCCGGGAAAUGAAAAUGAAUGUUAGGGAGAUACAUUCUAGAAAGCCCCAGCUUUACAGAACUCGCAUAUCUGAUGAAUUCAGGGCAUCAAAGCGACUGAUUCUUGUCACAUCUGAUGUUUCAGCACGUGGAAUAAAUUACCCUGAUGUUACUUUGGUCAUCCAGAUAGGAAUUCCUUCUGACCGGGAACAGUAUAUACAUCGCCUUGGAAGAACUGGACGGGAAGGCAAAGAAGGGGAAGGCAUAUUGUUGCUUGCACCAUGGGAAGAAUAUUUCUUAGAUGAAAUUAAAGACCUGCCUCUUGAGAAAGUUCCUUUAUCGCAUUUGGAUCCAGACAUAAAGUUAAAGAUUGAAGAAUCGUUGGCAAAGAUCGACGGCAGUGUCAAAGAAGCAGCAUAUCAUGCUUGGCUUGGGUAUUAUAACUCAAUCAAGGAAAUUGGGAGGGAUAAGACCACUCUUGUUGAAUUAGCCAACCAAUAUUGUCAGUCAAUUGGUUUACAGAAGCCUCCUUCACUCUUCAGGAAGACUGCUCUUAAAAUGGGUUUGAAAGGCAUCCCUGGCAUACGAACUAGGAAUUAAAUUUGUCUGGGAGUUUAGGCAAAGCUCAAAAUGUACACCAAAAACCAUUAUAUUGUUUUGUGUAAAUAAUUGUAGCAACAAGGUUUAAGAUUAUGAUAGCAUUGUUGUAUUGAUGCCA